CUAGUCCCAUCACUAACAAAAACAGAAGAGUAACGCUUGUUACGGGUUCGUUUCGCUCAAUUUUAAAUGAAUUAAAUAAAUUCCUGCUCUGCCCCGAGGCGUUCGGUUGUGUGCGUUCGCAAGUAAAGUAAAUAGAAUUUUGCGGUGCUUGCAAAAAACGAAACGAGCUCCAAUUGCGCGACGACAAUAAUUGGAGUGCAUUACGGGUUAAAGAAUUGCGUUGUUGUGCGUCGUCGUUGCUGUUUUUGUUGUUGUCGGGUUGGUCGUGCACGAAAAAUAAUUGUUUUUAUUCAAAAGGGGCUACAUAUACAUAAAUUGCUAAAUAAGCUUAGCUGCGAAUAGUGUGCCAAAAUUAAGAGAGUCGCGAAACGAAAACGAGUUUCUGUGAAUGUUGAGAAAGCCAAACAAUACGCAGAUAUAUAUGUAUAUAUAGGUGUAUAUGCAUGGUGCUGUAAGCAUUUAAAAAUACAAAUCCCCUUAAAAGCGUUUGACGUCCAAAAUACAUGGCCACCAAAUGUCUGAUUUCUUAAACGUGUAAAUUUAGUGGAAUGCGGAGUGAAUUUUGAUUCUGAGUGCAUUCUUCGGCGUUUGUUUUGAGUGGAAACAGAACCAGUUUUCCAAGACACUUGUAAAGUUGCCUCUGUUGCAUUAAUCCCAGCUUGAGUCAUCCUUUCGUACUAAACACUGACAGUUGUUUAUCAGUUCAAUGUGAUUCGCCCGUGCAGCUACAUCAGUAAGAGAAAACCCACUUCGGGACCUGGAACCCCGGAACCCACUGCCAUUAUGUUGCGGCUUAUCCUCAUUGCCUGCCUGGCCCAAAUGGCCCUGGCUCAGGCGGAUCUUAAAGAUCUGGAUGGACCCAAUAUCUGUAAAAGACGAGAAUCGUACCCCGUUAAAGUUGUCUACACAGAACUGCAAUCUUAUCAGGAGCGCAUCUCCACUUGGUGCAUGGCCAUUCCUCCCAGGUGCUCCACCUAUCGUCUUAAUAACCGAGUGGUCAACAAGACCCAGACGAUCUCGAAAACCCGUAUCGUAAGGGAUUGUUGUGAUGGCUACAUUGCCAGCGCAGGAGAGUGUGUACCACAUUGCUCGGAGCCCUGCCAGCACGGAAGAUGCAUCUCCCCGGAGAAGUGCAAGUGUGAUCAUGGCUACGGAGGACCCGCCUGCGAUAUAAAUUGCCCGCCGGGCUGGUACGGCCGGAACUGCUCGAUGCAGUGCGACUGCCUAAACAACGCCGUCUGCGAACCCUUCUCUGGAGACUGUGAAUGCGCCAAGGGCUUCACAGGACCACGCUGCGCCGAACUCUGUCCGGAGGGCUUCUUCGGGGCAAAUUGCUUGGAAAAGUGCCGCUGCGAAAAUGGCGGCAAAUGCCACCACGUUUCCGGCGAAUGCCAGUGCGCACCUGGUUUCACGGGUCCUCUAUGCGACAUGCGCUGUCCGGAUGGCAAACAUGGUGCCCAGUGCCAGCAGGAUUGUCCGUGCCAGAACGACGGAAAGUGCCAGCCGGAGAGUGGGGCGUGCAUGUGCAAUCCCGGCUGGACGGGCAGUGUGUGCGCCAACAAGUGUCCGGUGGGCAGCUAUGGACCCGGAUGCCUGCAGACCUGCGCCUGCUACAAGGGAGCACCCUGCCACCACAUCAGCGGAAAGUGCGAGUGUCCGCCGGGAUACUUGGGAGAGCGCUGCUUCGACGAGUGUCCGCUGAACACUUACGGAUUCAAUUGCAGCAUGACCUGCGACUGCGAGAACGAUGCCACCUGCGAUCGCGCCAAUGGAUCCUGCAUCUGCAACCCCGGCUGGCGGGGGGCCAAGUGCGAGGAGAGGAUUUGCGAGGCGGACAAGUAUGGAUUGGACUGCAACCGCACCUGCGAGUGCGACAUGGAGCACACGGAACUGUGUCACCCGGAGACGGGCAAAUGCCAGUGCAGCAUCGGCUGGAGCAGUGCCCAGUGCACCAGACCCUGUACCUUCCUGCGCUACGGCGUGAACUGUGAGCAGACCUGCAAUUGCAAGAAUGGAGCCAAGUGCUCGCCCGUCAACGGAACCUGUCUGUGUGCGCCCGGCUGGAGCGGACCGACCUGCGAGGAGAGCUGUGCCGCCGGCACUUUCGGUCAGGAUUGCGCCCUGCGCUGCGACUGCCAGAAUGGAGCAAAAUGCGAACCGGAGACGGGUCAAUGCAUGUGCACGGCCGGCUGGAAGAACAUCAAGUGCGAUCGCCCCUGUGAUCUCAAUCACUUUGGACAGGAUUGCGCCAGGAUAUGCGAUUGCCAGAAUAACGCCGCCUGCAACCCGCAGAACGGCAGCUGCACCUGUGCAGCCGGCUGGACGGGCGAGCGGUGCGAACGGAAGUGCGACCCCGGCAAAUUCGGACACGAUUGCGCCCAAAAGUGCCAGUGCGACUUCAACAACAGCCUGGCCUGCGACUCCACCAACGGACGAUGCGUGUGCAAGCAGGACUGGGGAGGCGUUCAUUGCGAGACCAACUGUCGGAGCGGUUACUAUGGUGAAAAUUGUGAUAAAGUUUGCAGAUGCCUGAACAACUCGUCCUGCGAUCCCGAUUCCGGUAACUGCAUCUGCUCGUCUGGAUGGACGGGCGCCGAUUGCGCCGAACCCUGUCCGCCCGGAUUCUAUGGUAUGGAGUGCAAGGAGCGCUGUCCGGAGAUCUUGCAUGGCAACAAGAGCUGCGAUCAUAUUACGGGCGAGAUUCUCUGCCGCACUGGCUACAUUGGACUCACCUGUGAGCACCCGUGUCCGGCUGGACUUUACGGACCCGGCUGCAAGCUCAAGUGCAACUGCGAGCAUGGCGGCGAGUGCAACCAUGUGAGCGGUCAGUGCCAGUGCCUGCCCGGCUGGACCGGUGCCAACUGCAACGAGUCCUGCCCCACGGAUACCUAUGGCCAGGGAUGCGCCCAGCGGUGCCGCUGUCUGCACCACAAGGUGUGCCGCAAGAACGACGGCAUGUGCAUCUGCGAGACGGGCUGGACGGGCACCCGCUGCGACGAGGUCUGUCCGGAGGGAUUCUACGGCGAGCACUGCAUGAACGCCUGCGCCUGUCCGUCGGCCAACUUCCAGUGCCAUGCGGCACAUGGUUGCGUCUGCAGGAGUGGCUACACGGGCGAUAACUGCGACGACCUGAUCGCCUCCCAACGAGUUGCAGACCAGAGCGAAGAUUCAAGCCGAGCAAGUGUUGCAUUGACCCUGGUCCUGAUGACCCUGUUCGCUUUCAUCAUAUUUGCCGUAUUCUUCUACUAUCGCCGACGUGUGUCCAACCUGAAAACGGAGAUUGCCCAUGUGCACUACACCCAUGACGCGAACACCACUGGCUGGCCGCCCAGUAAUCACAACUUUGACAACCCCGUGUAUGGAAUGCAGGCGGAAACGCGACUCCUGCCCAACAAUAUGCGCCCCAAGAUGAACAACUUUGAUCAGCGGAGCACGAUGAGCACGGAAUAUGGCGGCGAUGAUUCCAAUGCCAGUGGCAGGGUAGGCAGCUAUUCGAUUAACUACAACCACGAUUUAUUAACGAAGAACUUGAAUGCGGACUCAACCAAUCCGAUUGUUUAUAAUGAAUCGCUAAAGGAAGAGCAUGUCUACGAUGAGAUCAAGCACAAGGAGGGCUACAAGGAUCCGGUGAAAAUUUAUAGCAAGAUUUUGUUUCCCGAGGAUGAAUACGAUCACCUGGACUACUCCCGACCUAGCACCUCGCAGAAGCCGCACUACCACCGUAUGAACGAUGCCAUGCUCAACAUAAACCAGGACGAGGAGAAGCCCAGCAAUGUGAAGAACAUGACGGUGUUGCUGGACAAGCCGCUGCCACCCACAGAGCCGGAGCCGCAGCACGAGAGCUUCGACAAUACGAACACCAACCUGGACAAUGUGUCCACGGCGUCGCCCAGUUCCAGUCCGGAAUUUCGCAAGUAGGCAGCCGGAACAGUCACUUCACCCCGCUGGAUUAGGUUUUAAGUCGUCUAUAUACCAAUUUUAGUUUAAUUUAUGUCCUAGCAUUUAAGUUGUGUAACGUAAUUCUGUUUAGCAUUUGUCCUGCAUUCGUUUUGUAACUGUGUAUUUGUAAUUUGUGUAUUUCGCUCAGUUUUCCCAUGUUGUCUGCUCAGUCAAUUGUAAAUUAUUCUUGAUACUUUUGUACAUGUCUACUUCAUUCUCGCUCUAAAUUGUACUAACGAUUAUGCUCAUUUUAUCGAUCAUCUACGCGACUAACACCCUAAGUGAAAUCAUAUAUUGUAUUAAGUACCUAUACACACAUCUUCCUGUUAAAAUUGUGGAGUGUCUCUGAGAGAAACUCGUUCGGAUCGAAGGUUGCAAUAAUUUUAAAUCGAACCCAUGCAUAUACAGAUUGAUAUCAAUAGCUUUUAAGCAUAUGGUAUUUAUAUUUUUAAUAAGCAAUUUAUUUGUAGAGUGCAUAAACAACACAUUAGAGGAGAUCCAUAUUAGACACUGAUGAACUAAAUAUUCGUCAAAGUAAUUGUUAUCAAAAUUAAAAGAUGAUAUUUAGUGAAAGGAAACGAAUGGCCAAAAUUGCAGAAAACUCGGAUUGAAAGAUUUUAGAUGAAAUAUUGACCUGUAGCUCAAAUAUUGGAAUUUUACGAUUGAGUCAACCCUACCCUGAUAAAAUUGUAUGUUAUUGUUCAUAUACACAUAUUCGAUCUUUUAAAAACGCGGAUAAUAAAUACAUAACAAAUAUUUUAAAAA
Molecule: messenger RNA, 4704 nt
Organism: Drosophila gunungcola (fruit fly)
Lineage: Eukaryota; Metazoa; Arthropoda; Insecta; Diptera; Drosophilidae
Gene: drpr
Product: protein draper
Exons: 12
Coding region: 784-3918 (1044 amino acids)
Molecular function (GO): protein binding; scavenger receptor activity
Source: RefSeq, a predicted model, not a curated record